CGUUCUUCACUAGGAUGUCAGUUUGUUGUUGUAGUUCAAAGUGUUUACAUCGUGAACAUCAAAGAUGAAUACGAAAGAAAAAGAGAAGUACAUCGAAGAAUUUGAUUUUCCCCAUUGCGACGAAUCUUCAAAAUAUGAAAAAGUUGCGAAAAUUGGGCAGGGCACCUUCGGGGAGGUGUUUAAAGCUAGGGAUAAAACUUGUACUAAAAAGUUCGUAGCUAUGAAAAAAGUGUUAAUGGACAAUGAAAAAGAAGGGUUUCCUAUAACUGCCUUAAGAGAGAUCAGGAUAUUACAGUUAUUAAAACAUGAAAAUGUAGUGAAUUUAAUAGAAAUAUGUAGGACAAGAGCAACUCAAUAUAAUCGUUAUCGUUCGACAUUCUAUCUUGUAUUUGACUUUUGCGAACAUGACUUGGCUGGAUUAUUGUCAAACGUGAAUGUCAAAUUUAGUUUAGGAGAAAUUAAAAAAGUUAUGCAACAGUUGUUAAAUGGUCUUUAUUAUAUUCAUAGUAAUAAGAUUUUACAUAGAGAUAUGAAGGCUGCAAAUGUUUUAAUUACCAAAAAUGGUAUAUUGAAAUUAGCUGACUUUGGUUUAGCUCGUGCAUUUAGUGCAAAUAAAAAUGGUCAACCAAACCGUUAUACAAACAGAGUUGUUACUCUUUGGUAUAGACCACCUGAACUUUUGCUUGGUGAUAGAAACUACGGUCCCCCUGUAGAUUUAUGGGGUGCAGGGUGCAUUAUGGCUGAAAUGUGGACUAGGUCACCUAUAAUGCAAGGAAAUACAGAGCAACAACAGCUCAUAUUAAUUUCACAGUUGUGUGGUUCUAUUACAACAGAAGUAUGGCCUGGAGUAGAAAAUUUAGAAUUAUUUAAUAAAAUGGACUUACCCAAAGGCCAAAAACGGAAGGUUAAGGACAGAUUAAAACCAUAUUUAAAGGAUCCUUAUGCCUGUGACCUGUUGGAUAGACUUUUAAUACUUGAUCCAUCUAAAAGAUUCGAUUCCGAUUCUGCGUUGAAUCAUGACUUUUUCUGGACCGAUCCGAUGCCUUGUGAUCUCAGCAAAAUGUUAGCGCAACAUACGCAGAGCAUGUUCGAGUACCUAGCACCACCAAGACGUCCUGGUCACAUACGUCAUCCUCAUCAUCAAGUACCUGGUGGGCCAGCUAAACCUAGUUCUAGUAUGGCCGAUAGUGGUUACCAAGAUCGCGUAUUCUAGGAUAUAUUUUGUUCAUAUAAGCAUAGACUGCUGUUUACCGUUCAUAUUUUCUCAUCUUUCAGAAUUUUUUAAACCGCAUGAUAUCUGACUUUGAACUACAUCGAUAAUUAUAAGAUUUUAAGUUAAAAUUGGGACUUUAAUUUAUGCAAACUAUUGGAAUAAGAUGUAAGAUUUUCUUAUAUUUAUAUACACACACAUAUAUAUGUAUAUAUACAUAUUUAUAUAUAUAUAUUUUAUAUAUACAUAUAUACAUAUAUAUAAAUUUUGUACAAAUGGAAAUAGUCUUCUGACUUAAGCGUUAUAUUUUCAGAACUGACAGAUUUUCUUCCGUUCAAUUAUUUAUGUAUUAUAUUUUAAUCAAUUCGUGAUAUUUAUGAAGGGAAAGGCGAAAUUUUGUACAUAUUCCUUAUUUUAAUUUCACAAAUGUGGUCCAUAAGUGAGAAGUGGAGUAAGACUUAAUUCUUUUGACAAUUAAGGGAUUCAAAUGUUAUUGUAUAUUGGAAGCUUUUAAUAGUCUUAUUUAAAUUUCACAUAAGUACAAUACAAAACAACACAAAGUAGUAAUUACUGCCAGUAAAUUGUAGAU
Bombus pascuorum is the source of this 1799-nucleotide messenger RNA. RefSeq names its product cyclin-dependent kinase 9 (gene Cdk9). Gene Ontology annotation, cellular component: nucleus. Gene Ontology annotation, biological process: protein phosphorylation. The transcript has 7 exons. Gene Ontology annotation, molecular function: ATP binding; cyclin-dependent protein serine/threonine kinase activity. Bases 65 to 1213 code for a protein of 382 amino acids. NCBI's taxonomy places the organism in Eukaryota, Metazoa, Arthropoda, Insecta, Hymenoptera, Apidae. The record is from RefSeq and is a predicted model, not a curated record.